Messenger RNA from Patella vulgata (common limpet), 3921 nucleotides. RefSeq lists its product as uncharacterized. The transcript has 6 exons. Lineage: Eukaryota; Metazoa; Mollusca; Gastropoda; Patellidae. The record is from RefSeq and is a predicted model, not a curated record. Bases 107 to 1807 code for a protein of 566 amino acids.
CCCACGGCUAUCAUCUAUAAAUAGAUACAAGAUGGCGGAUUAAAGACAACAACAUUUUUUGAAAUAAUGAUUUAAGAAUGUGAAAUCUGGAAGACAUUUUUACAGAAUGGCGUCAAGGAAACAGGUUUUGCUCCUGUUGUUAUGGUUACCAUUAUACAGCUCACCAUUAGAACAAAAUGUUAAUAAUUUACAAUUCUAUUUAGAUAGUUCUGCCGAUUGUAAUGGACCAAUCAGGAACGUUUAUAGUUCACGGACGACCAUCAAAGGUCAAGGAUCAACACAGAGCGGACCGGGACCAACGACGUGCACUAUAGCGUUACAAACAGAAAGACCUUAUGAAGUGUCUAGGUUUAAAAUCGAGAUAGGCGCUCUUAAGAUACAAGACUGUGGUGUAUAUUUCUCUAUAUAUGAUGGAGAGAAGACACAAAGUACACUGGAUUCAUUUGAUUGUAACAAAGGAGCUGAACUUAGUAUGAACUAUCUAGUGACGACCGGGGAUAAAGUUACAUUUCUGUUACAACGCCAAGAUAUACGUAAUACGGCUUAUGACAUUGACAUAGUAGUAACUCCAAUAACAGCUGGACAAGAUCCUGGGUAUGAAAAUAAUAAUGGCGCUGAUUUUGGUUACAACUAUCAUAGAAAAUUCCCAACAGAAGCUAUCGUUGGUAUAGUUGGUGGUUUGUUCCUCAUCAUUGCAAUCGCCAUCAUUAUCAUCAGCAUCUUUUGUUACCGUAAGCAGAAGGGGCUGAGCAGACGGUGGGAACAACAACCUCUUUCUCAUCUUAAGACCAACUCUGCCUACGAACCUUCUACCAGAAUGUCUAAGAGCGACUUGUCAGACACCAGUAGUGUUUGGGCGUCGGAAGUCUCCAAGAAUCCUGGUUAUCGGUAUCCCUCUAGAUCUCGUUACCGUGCCAACAGUGAAUACAGUGAUGAUGAGCACAGCCUUCCACCAAAAAGAUCUCAUUCCAAAGCAUUGUCCAGUAGAUCUGGACGAACUGAUCGUAGUCGUGAAACGCAACCACCAGGUUAUUAUACAGCCACCAGAAAUUCAUAUGUUGGUGCUGAUGAUGACCAUCCACAAGAUACUUAUGUAGAGAGGGAAGUACCCGUGAGGAGUCACCAUCGUCCAAAAAAGGUCCCGGUUAAAACAUCGUCAGUAGGUCUGGAUCCUGUUGAUUUGGAAGUCGAAGAUGGUGAAGAAAUAGAUGAAUCAGAAGUGGAAGAUGAGGUCCAAGAGGAGGUUGAAGAAGAAGAAGAAGAAGAAGCAGCAGAAGAAGAAGAACCAGAAGCAGAUAAUGUGGAAAGUAAUCAUGCACAACAAUCUGCUCACCCUCAACCAGCACCUAGAGGUCAUGGUUCUCAAUCAGUACCACUACCAGAUUCAGGUCACAUCCAGACCCUUCCUCCUCACAUGACACCCAUUGAUCCACGACUUUAUCCUCAGAUGAUGCAAGAUCCACGAAUGAUGCCCCAGCAGUAUCAACCUUACCACCCCCAGCAACAGUUCAUGCCCGUCCAAGGUGUUCCCUAUCAGGUUCCACCGGGCUAUCCUCCGCCACAUUAUCCAGGACAAGGUCACAUACCCGGUCAACAUCAACCCGAACCUGUUCAUGUUCCAUCUGUUAAACCAACUGAUCCACCAAUCUAUUCCUAUCUUGUACAGCGAGGGUACACACCCUUAGAUGGGCGUCAUUCCCCGGCUAGUAUGUCUUCUGCUGCUAGCCACAAUUCAGGAAAAAGACUUCUUAAGGAGGAUUCAGAUUCAGGGAACCUUGAAAGUGGAGUAGAGUUUAUGAGACGAUAAAACUUAAAUGUAGUUAUUUGCCUUUUUAUAUUCUAUAGUUUAAAAUGAUUACCAUGCAAUUAGGAAACUGUCCAGGACCAAGCUGUACAAAGCAGAUGAAGUUACUGGUUGAGUUCAUUGGAGCUGUAUAAUCAAAAGUCUGUGAGCUUUGGAUCUCAGGGGUUUUAUUGACACAAGCUUUAUGAACCGGAACCACAAGGGCUUUUUGACAUGAGCUUUAUGACCCGGAACCACAUGGGGCUAUUAUUUAACAUGAGCUUUAUGAACCAGAACCACAAGGUCUUUUUGACAUGAGCUAUAUAAACCAGAACCAUUAGGGCUUUUAUUAACAUGAACUUUAUGAACCACUUUGGCGUUUUUAACAUCCUUUUUAUGCAUCGGAACCACAAGGUUUUAUUAACCUGAGCUUUAGUUGAAGGUUUUGCAUCAGGAACCACAGGGACUUUUGUUGGGAAAGCAGGGUUUUUAUCAUGUGGACUUUGUGGACUGGAACCAUAUGGGAUUUUAUCACAUGGAUUUUGUACAGCAGGAACGGAGAGAUUUUAUUGCAUGGACUUUGUGCCUUAGUACCACAGGGGGACUGGAUGAUUAAUCCAUCUAAUAAUAAAUCCAUAUAUUAAUAUAAUCCUUGAAUUUAAAACUUGUUAAAAUAUUAAUCUUCAGUAAUGAUCCAUUGCCAUUUACAGAGCUAACAAAAUUAUUGUAAAUUGUAUCCCCAAACAGAAGCUUCUUGGAUUAAGAUUGAUGGAAAAUGAAUCUAAAUUCGGUAAAUUUGAUAGGCUAGCUGCUGCAAAUGAAUAUUUGCUUUGUACAUAAAAUGUCGAGGAAGUGGCAGACAGUCUACAUUUCAAAAUUUAUUUCAAUUAAUGGCUGUAAAAAAGUGAUUGGGAAUUAUGCUCAGUUGUAUUGACCGUUUGACUUAAAAUAUGCAUUAUGUUAGAGCUAAAUCUGCCUAGUGUAGGUAUUUUUCUUGCUUCAAAUUUUCUAUAAGUUAUUUAUUUACAUAACAAGCCCUUAAUCAACUCUCAAAGCAAUCGGAUUGUUGGAUAUUAAUUGGAUUAGGUCACAUGCACUAUUAGCAAUGACAAUGGAGACUUUCAAAACCUCAAACAUUUAUAACUUUGCUCAGAAUAAAGUAAUUUAACUGAAAUUUUAAUAUAUUCAUUUUUCAUUACCUAUUUUUGAACUAUUACAGCAAGAACAGCCAGCUCUUUAUCUAAAUCAUACAUAAUGCAUCUUUAAGCCAUUUAUGCAUAUUGACUUUGAUGUUCACAAAAUUUGAAAAAAAAUAUAUUCAGUAUCUGGCAAUCAGACGCCAAUUUCACUUGCUAAGAAAGUGUAUAAUUUUGCUAAAGUAUUCAACAUUCCAUGUUCGUCAUCUAAUUUCAUCUCAUUCAUAAUUAAUUUUGUAUAUGUUGAAAAUUACUUUGUAUAUGUUGAUAAUUACUUUGUAUAAUUAUUUUGUAUUUGUUGAUAAUUACUUUGUAUAUAAAGAUAAUUAUAUAUCCAAAAAUAUUAGCACAACCGUUAAGCUGCACUACUUUGUUGCACGGUACGAUGAAAAGAUAAAAGGUAUGCCGACACCAGCUGAUCUCAACACUGAUUUAAUAACAUUUAAACAUGCAUUAUGCAAGAGCAAAAUCUGCUUAUUACAAGUCUUUCUUUAGGCCUGAAAUGUUAUCUAAAUUAUCAAUUAGACAUUAAUUAACUUAUCCAGACCAUAAUAAACUCUCGAUGUCAAGGCUAGCCCUCGAUGUUGGCUGGAUUAGAUUCCUAUAUGCCGCUAACGACCGUUGAUUUUAAAUCAAAAAAGUGGAUAAUCGAGACUAUGCUGUUUAUAUUAACGAGUUUAGUAAUGAUGACCUUAUCACCAACAACCGGGGAAUCGAAACCAUGCCAGUUGACUCAAUGGCAGACCUGAUCAUACAGCGCGCACGUCCUAUCCAUUCGCCCCCCCCCCCCCAAAUCUAUAAUAGGCAAUAAAUAGUCAAUGAGUAUAUUUUUAAAAAGAAAACAAAAUUUAAAACCGUUUCAAUUUUACAGGUGUGCUAUUAAUUUUUAAUUUAAUUCUUACUAUAUUGUGUUUUGUGUUUAUCUUCAUCUUUUAAUUUUUU